CGAUGUUAUGCUAUCAUAACCGAUGACACCUACUACAAAAUUUUCGGAAAGACAUUUUUUGAGAAUUCACGAACUCUUAAUUCGUAUUUCUUUUUAAGGAUUCCAGAUGAGGAGGAUUUAAUGUCACCAAACUAUCAGACAGUUAGAAUAUUGAAAGAAAUUCAAACACAAAAUUGUGAUUUGCAUAUCAUUUUGUUGUCUAAUGGCAAUCAAGCGAGGAGGUUUAUGAUGUUUGUUGAUGAAAAUCGAAUAUUGGAUACUCGAGCAAAAUUUAUUUUGCUUUACGAUCAUCGGGUUUUAGCUGAGGAUAUGAUAACAAUAUGGAGGAAUAUUUUGCAAGUUGUUUUUAUAAGAUGGCAAAAUGUACCAAUGAGUGAGCAUGAUACCGAAAGCAAAGAACUAAGCCUGCUGACUAUUCCUUAUCCAAAUAUUUUGAGUGGGAUUCUUUCAACACAAAAACUUCUAAAAUGGAAAAACCAUAGAUUAAGUAAGAAAAUAACUUUAUUUCAAGACAAAACAAAAGAUUUAAAAGGAGUUGCUUUAAGAGUUGUAGCCUUUGAACAUGUACCGAUGGUUAUGAAACUUAAAAAUGGUAACUUUUCCGGAGUUGAAGUAGAAAUUAUUCGAUCGUUAGAAAAAGCUUUGAAUUUCAAACCUUAUUUCUAUGAAACUAAUGACGCGGACACAGAAAGGUGGGGAAAAAUGCUACCUAAUCGUAGCUAUACCGGUCUUAUUGGAGAAAUGAUCAAACGACAGGCAAAACUAGCUAUAGGUGAUCUUCAGCUUAAUGCUUUGUACUCUACUGUCAUGGAUAUGAGUGAGCCUCAUACUUACGAGUGUAUGACAUUUCUAACUCCAGAGUCUUCAAAAGAUAAUUCAUGGAUGACGCUGAUUUUGCCAUUUAGUGGUCACGUUUGGGGUGCUGUAAUAGCAGGCCAGCUUGCUGUCGGCACGAUAUUCUAUUUAAUUUCUUAUACACAUUCGGUCAAUAUUGCUGGUGCUUCACACAGGAAUCAAGUUUUUUUCUCAAUCUUUCGGAAACGUAAAACAACCAUUAAUCCAAAACGUUUUCGCGAUGUUAAAUUUCGUUCUUUGCUAAAUCGACGAAUACCACGCCAGACUCCAAAUGAUUUGUUUGAUGAUUAUUCCAACUGUAUUCUUCUAACGUAUAGUAUGUCUUUGUUUGUGUCAUUGCCAAAAAUGCCCAAGAAUUGGCCAUUACGUAUACUGACAGGUUGGUAUUGGAUGUACUGCAUAAUGCUGGUGGUUUUUUAUAGGGCAAGUUUUACUGCUAUUUUAGCUAAUCCAGCUCCAAGGAUAACUAUUGAUACAAUUGAAGAACUUUCUAAAAGUCGAAUCACUGCCAGUGUAUGGGGAACAGAAAAUAAGAAAUUUUUUGAGGAAGCCUUUGACGAAGUUGCUCAGGAUAUAAGUGAAAAACUGGAAUUGAUUGAUGAUAUUUAUGGAGUUACUGAUCGGAUUGCAAAAGUUAGGAAGUAUGCGAAGGGAAGAUACUGAAAUCUUACACAUAAUGAAGGAAUGUGUUGUCCAUAUGCCGAUUUCAAUUGGAAUGGAGAAAAAUUCACCAUUCAAACCGAAUGUUGACAAGUAUCUCAGUUGGAUGAAAG
This is a messenger RNA of Episyrphus balteatus (marmalade hoverfly), 1628 nucleotides long. RefSeq names its product glutamate receptor ionotropic, kainate 5 (gene Ir68a). Bases 121 to 1518 code for a protein of 465 amino acids. The transcript is spliced from 8 exons. Gene Ontology annotation, molecular function: glutamate-gated receptor activity. Gene Ontology annotation, cellular component: membrane. Lineage: Eukaryota; Metazoa; Arthropoda; Insecta; Diptera; Syrphidae. The record is from RefSeq and is a predicted model, not a curated record.